Mytilus californianus (California mussel) is the source of this 523-nucleotide messenger RNA. RefSeq lists its product as uncharacterized. Bases 74 to 517 code for a protein of 147 amino acids. The record is from RefSeq and is a predicted model, not a curated record. Lineage: Eukaryota; Metazoa; Mollusca; Bivalvia; Mytilida; Mytilidae. The transcript is spliced from 4 exons.
CAUGACAUGUGUUGUUUUAGUUACAGGCAAUAUGGACAUAGUAUAAACAAACAGCAGAACACAAUUCAGGAAUAUGCAGUUUCUAUAUAUUGGUUCAGAUAACAGAAGAAAGAUGCAGUUCAUACAUACAACAUUGAUGCUAUUCCAGCUACUUAUGGUCCAGAGCAUAUAUUCAAGUCAGGACUAUGGUCUUUGUAAAGUAUAUGAUACUGGUGACAACCUUCCAGAGAUCGUUGAUGGACACAGGCAGUGUAUAAAAACUGAACUGAGCACCUUCUGCAUUGAAUGGAAUUGUCCAGAACCAGAAUGUGACGACCCCAAAAAACCAGAAACAGGAUGUCCCUUCUGUCAAGGGACCUGCAGUUACGGCGGUAAAAUUUACAAAGAGAGAGAAGCAUUCCCCUGUGUGGACAAAGUCAAUACCUGUCAUUGUCUAGCAGAUGGUGUCAUUGGAACAUCCUUAAUUGCAGUAAAUCCAGAAUAUAUGUGUACUACAAAGUUAGAUAAAUUAUCAUAAGCUUAA